GAAACUUUAAGACUUGUGGACUUCAACUCCCAGCUUUGCUGGCUGAGGAAUUCUGGGAGUUGAAGUCCACAGGUCUUAAAGUUUCCAAGGUUGGAGACCCCUGCCCUAAAUUACAGUCAGGUCAUUGCCGGACACUGAAGUAGCCUUUUCUCAAGGCCUUUUUGGGGAGGGGUCCACCAUUGCUUCAAAGGGUCACUAAGUGAGCAUUCAUAAGUUGAGAACCACUUGUACAAAGUCUACCUCUAUACAGGUAGUCCUCGACUUACAACAAGUUCGUUUAGCAACCAUUCAAAGUUACAAUGGCACUGAAAAAAAGUGACAGCUGUUUUUCCAUGAUAAAAAUUUGGACAUUUGGCAACCGGCUCGUACUUAUGACGGUCACAGCAUCUCAGGGGGCGGGAGGUGUCACGCGAUUACUUUUUUUGUGACUUUCUGACAAAGCAAAGUCAAGAUUCAUUUAACAAUUGUGUUGCUUAACAAUGGCAGGGAUUUGCUUCACAAUUGUGGCCAGACAGGUCGUAAAAUGGGGCAAAACUCACUUCACAACCGUCCCGCUUAGCAACAGCAAUGUGGGGCUCAAUUGUGGCCGUAUGUUGAGGAUUACCUGUACACAAGCCACUCAUUGUUGGGGAGGGCCAUCAGAUUUUCAAUCCACUGAGUGAAAAAGCCGUAUAUUUAUUUAUUCAUUCCGGUGCUGAAGCUUCGAUAUCUGGCCAUACGUCCAUCGUUCAAGACAAUAUUAUCCUCUGUGAAUUUUAGCUUUGGUUGCACAAUCAUAUUUAUACAAUCCACUACUUCCUCCUAAACUUUAGACCCUGUCAAAACAUGCAUUUGAAAAGAGCAAAGGUCUUUAGUACGUCUCUCUUAACGAAAAGACCCAAACUUCAGAAAAGGAGACAGCAGAAUGCAGCCGUGUCAGUUUAUAACUAUUUUCUCUCCUCCCCACCACCAGAAAAAUUAAGUGCAAGCCUUCCCUCCAUCCAACAAUUAAAAACCUCUGCUUUAGCACCAUUGUCAUCUACAGCAGUCUUUCUCAAACUUGGCAACUUUAAGACGGCUGGACUUCUUCCCAGACUCCCAGAAUUCCCCUGCCAGCCACCGGGCAAAACUAUCACUGUUAAACCUAGUUUUUUUUGUUUUUUAAAAAAAUUUGAUUUAUAUGCCGCCCUUCUCCGGAGACUCAGGGCGGCUUACACUGCGUUAAGCAAUAGCCUUCAUCCUUUUGUAUAUUUAUACAAAGUCAGCUUAUUGCCCCCACAAACUGAGUCCUCAAUUUACCUACCUUAGAAAGGAUGGAAGGCUGAGUCAACCUUGAGCCUGGUGAGAUUCGAACCUGCAGUAAUUGCAGGCAGCUGUGUUAAUAACAAGGUGCUUUAGACCACUGUACUACCAAGGCCCAGUUUCAAUGUCCUUUUCAAAGAAUCUCCUUGGUCAAGGAUUUGUGCCACUUUAAGACAGCUGGACUGCAACUCCCAGAAUUCCCUUCCAGCACGGCUGUCAGAGGAAUUCUGGGAGUUAAAGUCCACCUACCUGAAAGCGGCCAACUUUGAAAAAAAGGGAGUUAAUAACAGGAGAAGGGGUUCACCUCCGGUGGCUUUAAUCCUUCUCCUUGGUCAAGGAUUUCUGCCACUUUCAAGAUAGAUGGACUUCAACUCCCAGAAUUGGGAGCAUGGCCGGCAGGGGAAUUCUGGGAGUUGAAGUCCACCUAUCUAAAAGCAGCCAAGUUUGAAAAAGUUAAUAGGACUUCACCUCCGAUGGCUUUAGUGCCUUUCUCCAAGAGUCUCCUUGCUCAAGGAUUUUUGCAAAACCUGGCAAAAAAAAAUAAUAAUAAUCCCAAUUUCCGAAAGGCAUUUGCACAGCAGGAAAAGAAGGGCGGAAAGCUGUAAUGAAUUUGCAGCAAAGAGAAAUCCCAGCAUUGUUGGGACAACCUGCUUAGAACAGGUGAGGCAGGAACUUUCCAACCUGCUGACCAGCUUUGCAGCUGCCUCCAAGUUUACAGCAAACAGAUUUUGCUGUGUGCAAACGCAACACACCCAGGGCAGGGCAGAGUUGUCCUGCCGGCCUCUUGGAUCUGGUAUAAAACCCUGCAAACGGCUGGAGGCUGGCUUGCUUUCCUGCAAACCAGCAUUGUUUGUUUGAAGGAACAUGGCUACCAAGGUGGAUGUCGGAAUCCGGGGUUUGCCAGGAGCUCCAGAUGGGGUCAAGGAACAUUUCCAAGCCGUGACUCGGAACUACAUCACUCAUCCCAGGCUGACGUACCGGACCGUCUGUGGGGUGAAUGGACCCCUGGUAGUCCUGGACAACGUGAAGUUCGCCCAGUACGCGGAGAUCGUCAACUUCACCCUGCCCAACGGCACCCAUCGGAGCGGGCAGGUGCUGGAGGUGACCGGCUCCAAAGCCAUCGUCCAGGUGUUCGAAGGGACCUCUGGCAUCGAUGCCCGCAAGACGUCUUGCGAGUUCACUGGGGACAUUCUCCGCACGCCCGUGUCCGAGGACAUGCUGGGCCGAGUCUUCAACGGUUCAGCUAAACCCAUCGACAAAGGCCCCAUGGUGAUGGCCGAGGACUUCCUGGACAUUAAUGGGCAGCCCAUCAACCCUCAAGGACGCAUUUACCCCGAGGAGAUGAUCCAGACGGGCCUCUCCCCCAUCGAUGUCAUGAACAGCAUUGCCCGAGGACAGAAAAUCCCCAUUUUCUCCGCUGCUGGUCUCCCCCACAACGAGAUCGCAGCUCAGAUCUGCAGGCAGGCUGGCCUGGUGAAGAAAUCGAAAGACGUGGUGGAUUACCACGAGGAUAACUUCGCCAUUGUCUUCGCUGCCAUGGGGGUCAACAUGGAAACAGCUCGGUACUUCAAAUCGGACUUUGAGGAGAACGGGUCCAUGGAGAACGUCUGCCUCUUCCUCAACUUGGCCAACGACCCCACAAUUGAGAGGAUCAUCACGCCCCGUCUGGCUCUGACCACCGCCGAGUUCCUGGCCUAUCAGUGUGAGAAGCACGUUCUGGUGAUUCUGACCGACAUGAGCUCAUACGCCGAGGCCCUGCGGGAGGUCUCCGCGGCCAGAGAAGAGGUGCCUGGACGACGGGGGUUUCCUGGCUACAUGUACACUGACCUGGCCACCAUCUACGAGCGGGCAGGACGGGUGGAGGGCAGGAACGGCUCCAUCACACAGAUACCCAUCCUGACAAUGCCCAACGAUGAUAUCACCCAUCCCAUUCCGGAUUUGACCGGCUUCAUAACUGAAGGGCAAAUUUAUGUGGACCGACAGCUUCACAAUAGGCAGAUCUACCCUCCCAUCAACGUGCUGCCGUCUCUUUCCCGCCUGAUGAAAUCAGCUAUUGGAGAAGGCAUGACCAGGAAGGACCACGGGGAUGUUUCAAAUCAAUUGUAUGCGUGUUAUGCCAUCGGCAAAGAUGUCCAGGCUAUGAAAGCUGUGGUGGGAGAAGAGGCCCUCACAGCUGAUGACCUUCUCUACUUGGAGUUCCUGCAGAAGUUCGAGAAGCAGUUCAUUGCUCAAGGCGCCUACGAGAACAGGACCAUCUUUGAGUCUCUGGACAUAGGAUGGCAGUUGCUCCGGAUCUUCCCCAAGGAACUGCUGAAACGGAUCCCGGAAAGCAUCUUGGCUGAGUAUUACCCCCGCGAGGCCAAAGGGAAUCCAAGCUCCGACACGGCCCUCUGAAUCCCAGUCAGUCCGAACCCUCAUUCAGGAGAGAGCUGGGCUCAAAGGUGGUCAGCCGAUGGGGAGAAGAAGACUCCUCUCGGGAUAUGAAGCCCGUUCCUUGCGUUGGAAUCCGAUCCAGACUCCAUUUUGCAAAAGUCCCAUAAUCUUUAUUUCCUGCUUGGCAGCUCUCCAAAAUGACCACCCACUCGUUUUUCGAACAACUGGUGAUACCCGGUGUCCUAUUCCAAAUAAAAAUGAAUAAAGUUCGGAGAACUUCUGAGUAAA
Pantherophis guttatus is the source of this 3942-nucleotide messenger RNA. It is a transcript of the gene ATP6V1B1, whose product is annotated as ATPase H+ transporting V1 subunit B1. The record is from RefSeq and is a predicted model, not a curated record. Gene Ontology annotation, molecular function: ATP binding; proton-transporting ATPase activity, rotational mechanism. Gene Ontology annotation, cellular component: proton-transporting V-type ATPase, V1 domain. Gene Ontology annotation, biological process: proton transmembrane transport; ATP metabolic process; vacuolar acidification. NCBI's taxonomy places the organism in Eukaryota, Metazoa, Chordata, Lepidosauria, Squamata, Colubridae.